Asterias rubens (European starfish) is the source of this 3659-nucleotide messenger RNA. Its product is annotated as DNA topoisomerase 3-beta-1-like. Gene Ontology annotation, biological process: DNA topological change. NCBI's taxonomy places the organism in Eukaryota, Metazoa, Echinodermata, Asteroidea, Forcipulatida, Asteriidae. Gene Ontology annotation, molecular function: DNA binding; DNA topoisomerase type I (single strand cut, ATP-independent) activity. The coding region runs from base 138 to 2714 and encodes 858 amino acids. The record is from RefSeq and is a predicted model, not a curated record. The transcript is spliced from 16 exons. Gene Ontology annotation, cellular component: nucleus.
CCAUGGAGCAGUAUUUAUCAACGUGUUAAGCAUUUCGACUGUGAAUAGUUUCACCUUAUUACGCAGUUUCAGAAGCUGGUUAGGAAAUAAUUUCCUGUAGUUUUUCUGCAAGACGUCUCUAUUUUGGGAAAACCAGAAUGAAAACAGCUUUAAUGGUGGCUGAGAAGCCUCAACUUGCUCAUGCCUUGGCCAAAAUUUUGUCGCGAGGCAAUCUGAAUUCGAGGAAGGCGUCAAAUGGCGUAUGCUCCGUGCAUGAAUACAUUGGAGUCUUCAGGGGAGAGUCGUGCAAGUUCAAGUUCACCUCUGUGUGUGGCCAUGUGAUGGGCUUGGACUUCAAUUCCCGUUUCAAUAACUGGGACAGAGUUGAUCCGGCGGAGUUGUUUGACGCCCCAACUGAGCAGAAGGAAGCCAACGCUAAGUUGUCGAUCCCAAGAGUCCUACAGCAAGAGGGUCGAGGGGUGGACUACCUGAUCUUAUGGCUUGACUGUGACAAAGAAGGGGAGAAUAUUUGCUUUGAGGUUGUAGACUGUGUUCAGCCCUUCAUGAAUAAAACCUCAAUGAGCCAACAGACUGUAUUCCGAGCUCGUUUUAGUGCCAUCACCGAUACUGACGUUAGGGGAGCAAUGGACAGACUUGUCGAACCAAACAAGAACGAGGCGUUGUCCGUCGACGCCAGGCAGGAAUUGGACCUUCGGAUUGGUUGCGCCUUCACCAGAUACCAAACCAAAUUCUUCCAGGGUAAAUACGGAGAUUUAGACAGUACUCUUAUCUCAUUCGGUCCGUGCCAAACUCCUACCUUGGGUCUGUGCGUCAAUCGUCAUGAUAAAAUACAGGAGUUCAAGCCAGAGCCGUUCUGGAUCAUUCAUACCGAGGUUGCCCAUCCAAGUGGUAGGAAUCUGACUCUGGAUUGGGACAGAGUUAGGAUGUUUGAUCGAGAUAUCGCACAGAUGUUCCUGAACCUGGUCAAGGGACAAAAAGACGCAAAGGUAACUGGUGUCACACAAAAGGAGAAGGUUAAACAGCGCCCUCAAGCACUGAACACGGUAGAGUUGAUGCGUGUUGCGAGCGCCUCGUUAGGUAUGAGUCCCCAUCACGCAAUGCAGAUUGCCGAGAGGUUGUAUAUUCAAGGUUACAUCAGCUAUCCACGUACUGAAACAACGCACUACCCGGAAAACUUUGAUCUCAGCGGAACUCUUAAACAGCAACUCUCUGGCCCAUGGAACUCUGAGAUCAGGGAUCUACUCAACAAAGGUAUCAAUCGACCGAGGAAAGGGAACGACGCAGGGGACCAUCCUCCCAUAACACCUAUGAGAAGCGCAACCGAGAGCGAGAUCGGAGGGGAGGCGUGGAGACUGUACGAAUAUAUCGUCUUACAUUUUAUUGCUACGAUCAGUUAUGACUGCAAGUAUCUCCAGAAGACCAUUACUUUCCUGAUCAACGAAGAGAAGUUUUCUUGUACGGGGAAGACGGUUAUCGAUCCUGGAUAUACGACGUUCAUGAAAUGGCAAGCAAUGAACACGAUGGAGACACUUCCUGUGGUUCAAACAGGAGAUGUUUGCACCCUCAACGAGGCUAAGCUCGUGGAGCGACAGACUAGUCCACCAGACUACCUUACAGAGAGUGAAUUGAUUACAUUGAUGGAGAAACAUGGUAUAGGGACCGACGCCAGCAUACCGGUACACAUUGAGAACAUCUGCCAACGUAACUACGUUAAGGUGGAGAGUGGACGACGACUGGUACCCACCAGGCUGGGUAUUGUGCUCAUUCAUGGAUACCAAAAGAUCGAUGCGGACUUGUCUUUGCCGACGAUGCGCUCGAACGUUGAAGAGCAGCUAAACCUGAUAGCUCACGGGAAGAUCGACUACCACGUGGUGCUACGCCACACUCUGGACAUCUUCACUAGGAAGUUUCAGUAUUUUGUGGAGCAGAUUCAGGGAAUGGAUGAACUGUUUGAGGUGUCGUUCUCUCCGUUGGCCGCUACCGGAAAGCCACUUUCAAGAUGUGGUAAGUGUCAUCGGUUCAUGAAGUACAUCUCGGCCAAGCCUUGUCGUCUCCAUUGCGCACAAUGUGAGGAAACUUACACUCUACCCCAGAAUGGAACCAUCAAGCUUUACAAGGAGAUCACGUGCCCACUUGAUGACUUUGAGCUUGUAAUGUGGUCUUCAGGACCAAAAGGAAAGAGUUACCCAGUCUGCCCGUAUUGCUUCAGCAACCCCCCGUUCCCUGAGAUGAGGAAAGGGAUGGGGUGCAACGAAUGCACUCAUCCAACCUGUUCCCAUUCAAUCAUCAAACUGGGCGUGGCUCAGUGCAUUGAGUGUGAGAACGGAGUCAUGGUACUAGAUCCCUCAUCAGCGCCAAAGUGGAGACUCGCUUGCAAUAAGUGCAAUGUGAUCAUGAAUAUAUUUGAAGAUGCUCAUCGAAUAACAGUUGACAAGAACCGUUGUGAGACGUGCGAAGCAUCAAUACUCAACGUCGACUUCAAUAAGUCCAAGACACCGUUAGCAAACAACGAGACACAUCACUCAGGAUGCAUGUUCUGUGAUCCAGUACUUCUUCCGUUAAUCGAAGCCAAACAUGCCAGCAUCCGCCGCGGAGGAAGGGGCGGGCGUGGUGGGAGGGGAAGGGGUAGAGGGAGGGGUAGGGGAAGAGGGCGUGGUCGAGGGGGGAAGGCACCUAAGGAUAAGAUGUCUCAGCUAGCUUCUUAUUUUGUUUAGUUUGUAAAGGCAUCAAUAAAUAAACCCCUAGUCAGUAAAGGACAAGGGCUUGUGUAGAGCGGAAGGGGUUGAGGGAGGGGUUGGGAAAGAAGGUGUGGUUGAGGGUUGAGAUAAGAUGUCUUAGUAGCUUCAUAUUUUUUUUAGUCUGUAAAGGCAUCAAUAAAUAAACCCCUAGUCUGCAGUUCGAAAAGCUCCAUUCACAAAUUUCUGAGUUUGGCCAUAAAAACUCGGUAAGUACACAUAAUUUUCAAGAAGUUGGUCUGUUUACGUUGAAUUUAUUGGGUUCUUGGAAUUAAUGGAUGAGCAGUUUAUCUACGUGGGGUAGUCAUAGCAGCCCUGCUGGUGUGUGCAUGAUCCAAUUAAAGGAACAUUACAGAAUUGGUUUUGCUAGCAAAAAAGUUGCUGGCAGUGUAAGCAUUUUAUGUAAUCCACCAUAUAUAUAAACUGACAAAACUGUAGAAGUUUGAAAUCGAUUGGACGAAAAAAAUGUGCUAACCAGAACCUUAGUGCUUUGUGAAGUUUAGUUUGUAUUAUUUAUAGUAGCUAUAGAAAGUGUUGAAAUGUUUCAUAAAUCUAGCAUUUUUCUUAUUUUGUGCAUUUUUGUAAUGCAUGUCUUUAUUAUAAUAAAUAAAUAAAACCAGCUCUUCUAUAGCUCAUGUCCAAACACAUGAUCAAUGCGCUUUACACACAAAACAAUAGCAAUUAUAAUACACUCGAAUAAAUAAGUUUUGAGGUUGUGUUUGAAAGCAAAAACUGUUGGAGAGGAUCGUAUGGUAUGGUAUGGUAUUCACAAUAAAUUAUUAUUUAUUUAUCAUAGUUCUUGACAAUUUGAUUAUUGGGUCAUACCUGCUUCCUCGUCUGUUUAAAAAACUGCCUUGUAUUAAACGUUUAGAGGUUUUCAAAUUUAAAUAUAAGUGAGUCAGUACAGGUCAUAUGAAAUUAUAA